CGAAACAGCAUCUCUUGGAAAGACAACUGCAUUCAUCACAUUUGAGGAACUGCCAGUUGCUGGGCACAGAGACAGUGAGUUGUUAAAGACAAAUGUAAUCUCUAUAGCAUGAUUGUCUGUUGGGCAGAUAUUUUGUUUCACUUUCCUCUGUCCAAGGUGUAAUCUGUUUCUCACACAUUCGGUGGGAGAGCCAGUACUGUGCACCUUUAACAGCAAGUUCACUUUAUCAACUGUGUUUCUGGGGACAUUUUGAACCAUCCAUGACAAUGCCAGUGGUCAAGGUGGAGAAAACUUCUCCAUCGGAGAACUCCUUGCCCGCCUCCAACCCUCUACCUCAGACAGAGGAACAGCCCCGAGGUCGGAGAAGGAAGAGACCGCUCCAGCGCGGGAAGCCCCCCUACAGUUACAUUGCACUCAUCUCCAUGGCCAUCGCCAACUCCCCUGACCGCAAGCUGACUUUGGGAGGCAUCUACAAGUUCAUCACAGAGCGCUUCCCCUUCUACAGGGACAAUUCUAAGAAAUGGCAGAACUCCAUCCGCCAUAACUUGACCCUCAAUGAUUGUUUUAUCAAGAUCCCUCGAGAGCCAGGGCGGCCAGGGAAAGGCAACUACUGGGCUCUGGACCCCAAUGCUGAGGACAUGUUUGAGAGCGGUAGCUUCCUGAGGCGCAGGAAGAGGUUCAAACGCUGUGACUUCAGCACCUACGCCUCAUAUAUCCAUGAGUCGCCUGUUUUCUCUCCUGUCCAGAUUGCCCGAUCAGCAGCCUAUACCAACUCAGUCUACCCCAGCAUGGCAGUCAGUCCAACCUAUGGGCAGCAGCUACCCUCUGCCUACUAUCCUUCCCCAUCACCUCCUGGGUUUGGCGCUGCUCAGACCCGCAUGUUCAGUAUCAAUAACAUCAUCGGACACCCAACUCCAUCCAGCAUACUGGGAGGUCAAGGACCAGAGGUGAUGCAGCAGCCCACCCGCAGCUUCAGUCCUGAAGGGGGUCUGAAUGGAUCCAGCCCCUGCAACAUGGGCCCUCCAGGCUUCCAGGGCCAGCCAUGUGGAGGGUCUGUGCCGUCCCGCUCUUCAGCUCAUGCUGGGUUCACCUACUCCGGGCCAAACGGCCACCCACAUCACCAUGCUACCCAGGGCUCAUAUGGACAGGGCCACACCCAGGGGUAUGGAGUGGCAGGACGCCUCCAUUCCUCACCCCCGGGAACUGUGGAGACCAUGGACCAUUACGGUAGGGUUUCCCCCGUCCAGUUAGGUUCUUUCUCCCAGUAUAAUGGUGCUGCAGGUCCUGUCGCCAACACCGGGGGUUACCUGAGACACCCUUCAUACCCAGGAAAUAUGGACAGGUUUGUGUCUGCCAUCUGAGCUGCUGAGCGUGCAGGAGAAUGUAGAGGAAAUUGUGCUUGGGCAUCCUAUAUUAUGUUACCAAAACAUCAGAGACUUCAGACCAACAAUUCAACUGUGGCAUACCUGGACACAGCUGUUGCAGUGAUUGUUGUUUUCUUUGUCAUGUGAUUAAUGGAAAACACAACAGACGGAGUAAAAACACCUCUAAUUGUGAUGUAUAAUAUAUGGACUGCAAUGCACUUCAGUUUUAGAUAAAAGUCCAAACACUGAGUAAAAACUUUUCAUAUUAAUUGUGAUCUACCUUGACACAUACACUGGAUAUUUUAAUUUAAAGGU
Myripristis murdjan (pinecone soldierfish) is the source of this 1679-nucleotide messenger RNA. RefSeq names its product forkhead box E1 (gene foxe1). Gene Ontology annotation, biological process: anatomical structure morphogenesis; regulation of transcription by RNA polymerase II; cell differentiation. Bases 261 to 1361 code for a protein of 366 amino acids. Gene Ontology annotation, molecular function: RNA polymerase II cis-regulatory region sequence-specific DNA binding; DNA-binding transcription factor activity, RNA polymerase II-specific. The transcript has a single exon. Lineage: Eukaryota; Metazoa; Chordata; Actinopteri; Holocentriformes; Holocentridae. The record is from RefSeq and is a predicted model, not a curated record.